AUGGGGUCGAAGCUUCCCCCUCAGGCGCAACGAUGGCGCAUCAUCAUCUUCACGCUACCCAUCAUUGGCGUGACGAGCUUUGUCCUGUAUAAACGCCUCGUUUUGGGAGAACCUCGGCGCACGCUGCCGACAGACUUGGAGAAGCAUGGCCAUGAGAAGGUCGCAGAUAUCUACAUCUCUGGAGGGGAGGGGAAGUCGAGUUAG
This is a messenger RNA of Dichomitus squalens LYAD-421 SS1, 204 nucleotides long. RefSeq lists its product as uncharacterized. Lineage: Eukaryota; Fungi; Basidiomycota; Agaricomycetes; Polyporales; Polyporaceae. Bases 1 to 204 code for a protein of 67 amino acids. The record is from RefSeq and is a predicted model, not a curated record. The transcript has 2 exons.